UUUUCCACGCUCUGUUUCAUCUUUUCGGUUUUCACAGCCCUUCCUCCACCUCAUCCAAAUUUCAACAGAACUCGAGCUCGGCCAUGCUUUCUUGCCAAAUAGAAACGGAGAUGGAUUUGAACUCAGAAACCAACUUGGAGAUGGGAAUAUACAUGGGUCUUCAACGAGUAGUCCCACAAAGCUUAAAGCUUGAAACUCGGCGUCUUGCUUCUCUCUGUGAGCGAUCAGUGAUUUUGAGAAAGUGGAGCUUUGUGCAUCAGGGGGCCAUCCAAUUCAAAGGUCGACAUAUUGUGCAAACAAAAGCGGCAAUUAUCAAAGCCUCAAAGGUCUCUCGAAGCUUAUUUUUCUUUAAGGUGGCCGGAGACAAGAACAGCGACUAUACCGUAGCCAAGUAUCAGAACUCCAGGAUUUAAACUCAAGGGUGAGGCCUUCUUUUAUUUACCCAUUGGCUAUUUUGGGAAUAGGUGUUUUGGAAUGGAGAUCGGGACUGGCUCUUUUUGGCUAUGGUGUUUUGAAAGGAUGCAGGGGGUAAUUAUAUGUGGUGUUUAAGUGAAGUUGACAGAGUUCCUGUUAUCAUUUUUAUGUUGAAUCACGACCCUAUAUGGAAGCAAGGUCUGGAUGGUGAUCCACAAAGGGCCCUCUGUCAGUUCCGGUUUAUUAAACUGCCGAAACUUGAGGAUGAUAUCGGCACCCUAAGGGCUCGCCGUUUCAAAGUUCUGAAAACAGUAUUGGCACCGUAAGGCACCGCCACCGGAGCUUUGAAAGUAGUUUCGGCACCCUAAGGCACGCCGAGUCGAAGCUCAACGACAAUAUCGGCACCCUAAGGCACGCCGUGUCAGAGCAUGAUAUUGAUACCCUACGAUAUCGCUGGAGGCCUGCAUCAUUUGAGAACACCAAAGGAAAAGGUGCAGAUCGUUGAAAGUCUCACCCUCUUCCUUCUUGCUUUCUUCCUCUCCUCCGCUGCUCUCCCUCUGCUUCUUCCCGGUCUCCUGAUGCUGCUAUGUUCUAUAUUUUCGUCGUCCUUUUUUUUCUUUAUGCGGUGCUUUUUAUAUUGCACCGAUCAUGAGUUUGGUUUGUAUAAAACAUAGAGUUUUAGAGUUCAACUUGGAGUGAACUACUUGGGGAACUUGUAUUCCGUGAAGACUACAACUCUUGUAUUUUGUAGUUGCUUUGUAAUCUAUAUUUUGACAAAACAAGAAGUCUGACGUCUUGUAAAAAUCCAAUAGACCAGCUUAAUGACUCUUGUGCUUUUUCCUUU
Rosa rugosa (rugosa rose) is the source of this 1258-nucleotide messenger RNA. RefSeq lists its product as uncharacterized. Lineage: Eukaryota; Viridiplantae; Streptophyta; Magnoliopsida; Rosales; Rosaceae. The coding region runs from base 84 to 413 and encodes 109 amino acids. The record is from RefSeq and is a predicted model, not a curated record. The transcript is spliced from 4 exons.